AUGUCGCUAAAGCAAUGUGUAGCGAAAAAAAUUAUGAAUGAGGUAAUACUUCCUCUGAAGAAGCCAAAGGAGUGGAAAGUCCUUGUUUUGGACAAACUCUCGACUCGAAUUGUGUCUUCAUGCUGCAAAAUGCAUGAAAUAAUGAAUGAGGGAAUAACACUUGUUGAGGAUGCCAGUAAACGGCGUGAGGUCCUUCCGUUGGAAGCAAUUUAUUUGAUAACUCCCACAGAACGAUCAAUUCAAGCACUUAUGAAUGAUUUUCAAGGUCCGCGUUAUCAGUAUAAAGCGGCUCACGUAUUUUUAACUGAAGCUUGUCCAGAUGAACUUUUCAAUCGUCUUUGCCAGUCAAAUUGCGCCCCUUUUAUUAAGACACUGAAGGAGAUCAAUAUAGCAUUUUUACCCGUAGAGUGUCGGGUUUUUUCUCUUGACUCCCCUGAUAGUACGCAGUUCUAUUUCCACCAGAGCUACCCUCCACAUCCAGGCCAAAUGCACCACUUAGAACAUAUCGCAGAGCAGAUUGCCACCCUUUGCGCCACUAUUGGCGAAUAUCCGCCUAUUCGUUACAGAAGCCAACAUGACAAAAACUGCGAAUUCGCCCAGCUGGUGCAGCAGAAGUUGGACGCUUACAAGGCCGACGAUCCACAGAUGGGAGAGGGCCCUUAUAAGGAUCGCAGUCAGUUGGUCAUUUUGGAUCGAGGAUUUGAUCCAAUUUCGCCAAUUCUCCACGAGCUCACAUUCCAGGCCAUGGCCUAUGAUCUGCUGGCUAUUGAAAACGACGUCUAUCGCUACAUCAACACAUCAGGACCCGAGGAGCGAGAAAAGGAGAUUAUUCUAGACGAAUCUGACGAUCUUUGGCGGGAGCUGCGCCACCAGCACAUCGCUGUGGUCUCCCAACAGGUGACGAAUAAUUUGAAGAAGUUUGCCGAGGAGAAGCGAAUGGCGAGUAGCGGUGAAAAGACAACAAUGCGAGAUCUCUCGCAGAUGCUGAAGAAAAUGCCUCAGUACCAGAAAGAGCUCUCCAUGUACUCCACACACUUCCAUCUUGCGGAGGACUGCAUGCACAACUACCAGACGUACACCAACAAACUUUGCAAAGUCGAACAGGAUUUGGCCCUGGGCACAGACGCCGAGGGUGAGCGCAUCAAAGACCACAUGCGCAACACCGUGCCCCUACUGAUUGACCCCAACGUCUCAACGUACGACAAAUUGCGUCUCAUCCUCCUCUACGUCAUUCAACGCGGCGGUAUUAGCGAGGAGAAUCUGGCCAAGCUCAUCCAACAUGCCCAAAUCCCCGAGCCCCAGGCUGCAGUUGUGCGCAACCUCGCUGCUCUCGGAGUCCCUGUUCUCCUUGACGCCGGCAGUGGUCCGACAAUUGGACGUCGAAAGGCUCCUCAGCCCUACCUUCCAGCCAAUCGUCGAACCCGCGCAGAUGAGCCGAAGUACCAAAUGUCUCGAUGGACACCGUAUCUGAAAGACCUCAUUGAGGACGCUUGUGAGGAUCGCCUUGACGUGCGUCAAUUCCCCUUCUUCGGUGGCGGUCCAGUGAAAUCCUCCGGUCUCGGUGGAGGUGGCGGUUUGAGUCGCGGCGGUGGCGGCGGCUCAAUGUCGGCGCGAUAUGGCCAAUGGCACCGUGAGAAGGGCGCCCAGACACGCUCGGGACCGCGACUCAUCUUCUUUAUUCUCGGUGGCAUAUCCUAUUCCGAAAUGCGUUGCGCUUACGAGGUCAUGGCGGCCUACACCUCCGUUACUGGUGCCGGCACCGGUGGUGGUGGAGGGGGCGGCAGUGGCGGAGGAAGACAGUGGGAUAUCCUCGUAGGUGGUACUCACCUCCUCACUCCUGAGACCUUCAUCAGUGACCUUGAGCGACUCUCCCAUCCCCCGGGCUCAACUGGGGCUACCGCAGGGGGUCAGGGUGCUGGUGGUCAGGGUCAACAUGGCGGCGGACCGGCAAAUGUGGCGUCCGCUUCUGGGGACGGAGGGAUGCGUCUAUUGAUCCCCGCUCAGGGCGCGCCAACCAAUAGGCGUGCGGGCGGGCUCUAA
Messenger RNA from Echinococcus granulosus, 2040 nucleotides. Its product is annotated as Syntaxin-binding protein. The transcript is spliced from 12 exons. Lineage: Eukaryota; Metazoa; Platyhelminthes; Cestoda; Cyclophyllidea; Taeniidae. The record is from RefSeq and is a predicted model, not a curated record. Gene Ontology annotation, cellular component: secretory granule; plasma membrane. The coding region runs from base 1 to 2040 and encodes 679 amino acids. Gene Ontology annotation, molecular function: syntaxin binding. Gene Ontology annotation, biological process: neurotransmitter secretion; intracellular protein transport; vesicle-mediated transport.